Messenger RNA from Pseudo-nitzschia multistriata, 4605 nucleotides. NCBI's taxonomy places the organism in Eukaryota, Bacillariophyta, Bacillariophyceae, Bacillariales, Bacillariaceae. The record is from the annotation of a GenBank genome assembly.
CACCAUCAUCAUCAUCAUCAUCAUCAUCACCCCUCGCGGUACGAUUCGUAGGAACGAAAAUUGUUGCGAUGCACAUGAUACUGCCGGACGGUUUGACCCCUAUUAGAAAUCGGAGGCCAGAAAGAGAGUGAAGAAAACAAAGUACCAGAGCAAGCGAUUUUCCAGAGCCCCGGAGCCCCGAAACAAAAACGUCGUUCUGUUCGUGUCUCUCUCCAACAACAGCGGCGCACAGAGAGACGSAGCGAACGAGAGGCCCGGCAGUGYGAUCCGUUUUCCUUYUGGGGUACUCCGCAUUUCUGGAAACUCGAAUUGGAUUCAUUGGUGAACGAAAUCUUUCUUUCGGUGAACAUGGGAAUCAACGAACAMAAACGAGACGAAGAAAGCCCUUUGUGGAGUAGUCCACGGUCCGACCCCCAGAAGGAAUCUCCCUGGCUGAAAGACCAGCGGCGGGCUCCUCGAUCCGUGCGCACCCCCCCUUCCUACAACAGCAACAGCAGCAUCCAUUCCCAUUCCCAUCGCGGAAAGAGAAGGCUUCCGAAACCCAAUUUUAGUGGAAGCAACAAGAGCAAGAGCCACAACCCUUUUGACUCGCCCCUGUCGCCGUCGGUCGGAAACAGAUCGCCKCCCAUUGCUGCCCCCGUCAGCCGCAACCCGAGUCCGAGCGAGGGUGACCACCGAACGGCGAUGAACGCCGGAAGGACGAAUCCGUUCGAUUCUCCWACGCCGGUGCGGAAAUCCGUCGGAGCCAGAAACAAUCCGUUUGACGAAUCCCCCGCAUCCUCCGUGGGACAACCCCCGAAAAGGCACGGYCAUCCCCGUUCCGCUGCGAAGCAAGYGUUGUACAACCCGUUCGAUCCCGSUACGGGCAGCGGCGCGGGCGGCGUCGAUUCACCCUAUUAUCCCCAGGUGAAGGUGACGGUGCACACGCAACAAGACGUUCGCCCGACCAAACAACAAGGGUCGGUGGCCGUGGACAGCCUAGAUCAAAUAYUAGACGUCACYGAGGAAACAACAACGGCGGACGAGAGCGAGGAUGCCGGAGAACGCUUGGAGGAAAACGGCAGAGAAGAAUGGUCGGACGAACCUUUUCCGCACCACAGGCAGCUCUCGGAAGCACACCGGGGAUAUCCUUCGGAGUUGCAGCAGCAAGAGCAGAUGUUCUACCCCCAAACUCCCCCGCCAUUAACGCCSACUCCCUCCAACUUUUCGUCAGCUCUGUCUCGCAACGGCUACUCGGAAGAUGGCACCCACACCACUGCYACUCCUUCGGAGAAGGCACUGAUGGCGGCAGAAACCCUGAAAAAAAGUUUUCAGCAGAGGAGACGGCAAAAGAARGAGGGAGCGAGAGGGAUUUUGCCCACCACGAUAGACGAACAGCACGAGGAACGGGUGCCACGRYCGAACCAGAAGGAUUCACACGACAAAACACCGGUUUCGGAGGACGGUCGUCCGGAUGGACUCGKAAAAGGAAAGGCYUUGGCGGGGGUUGCAGCAAAACGAAGGGCCGAAGCGGAUGCAAAGCAGUCAACCGCACCUCCCCCGUUUGUCGGGGACGCAGAUCCAACCAAGCGCAUCCCACAGACCGAGUCGCAGCCAACCCGGAAUCCRACYACGGGAGACCAAAAUKUGGGGGCUUCCCCCGUGCAGGYURCAGGUUCUCAACAACAASAAGAACAACAGCCACGUUCGAACCAGCGAGCGGAGCAAGCCGCCGGCACCACCAGCGCAAAUGGAAACUACACGUUGCACGACUUGUGCGACGAAGCAGUGGGCACGGAYGACCUCGCCUGGCACAAUGCGCUCUAUCUUCUUACCAUCCGGCCGGACYUGGGCGGUCAGAUCGAACCCGAGUGCAAGAUGACGCCUCUCCACGUGGCUUGUUUGGCACAGACAGCACCACCGAUCUGGAUAACGAGGGGUUUGUUGUAUGCGUCUCCGGGGACCUGCCGGCAACCAGACACGGGAGGACGACUGCCMCUUCACUUGUUGGUGGCCACUACGGCAGACCUCGACACCRUUCGAUUGCUGGUAGAAGAAUACCCGCCCAGUGUUGCCCACAGGGACGAUCGUGGGUUUACUCCCCUUCAGUUGCUCCUGAAACGAAACGACUUUGAUGGAUUGCUGACRCUAGAACACCUGCGGCUUUUGCUGGGGCAAGAUGUCGAAGGAAUACGAAGGAAACCCAAGAACCGUCUUUUGUUUCGGAGGGGAGAUCAUUUGAAGAGCGAUUURCGCCUGCAGGAUCUGGAGUGGCUAGCGGAAGAACGGCACCAAAGACACGAGUCGACGUUUCGUGAGUAUCCGGACGACGUGCGGCGAGCCUUGACCAAGCUUUCCCAAUGGAAACGGCGACAAGCAAACAAACAAGUCGACAAGAACAACGGUGAAAGCAGCGGCCAUUUUGCGGACGAAGAGUUUCAUUUUCUGCAAUCGAGAAUGGCGGAUUUCGUCAAUCCGGCGUCCAUUCCGACUCCUACCGGCCAACUKCUUCCAUUGCAUUUGCUGGUGCGUCGAAGCUUCCACUCGGAUACUGGAACAYCAAGGCAGAACCUACACUCUAUCAAACGAGCAGGAAAGGUGGAUCURUUGAGAGUUUUGAUCGCUGCGUUCCCACAGGGAUUGGUUGCAGUGGAUGCAAAUGGGAAGACACCCAUCAUGACCGCUAUGCUGCAAAAAAAUGCACCGCCCAGCGAAGAAGUCGUYGAUCUAUUGCUGGGUUUGAGGACCCCUGGAGUUGACGGGAGAAACGACACCAGGAGACCUGCAUUGAUACCUACCGCAGACACCCUUCAAACGCCGCUGCACGUAGCYGCAGAAGAAUUUGUAUCGAACUAUUCUCUGUUGAGCACAGUUUGUGAGGCGUACCCAGAUGCCAGAACUGUUCAGGAUGCAUGGGGACGAACACCUCUUCACUUGGCCUUUCAAAACUWCCGAUCGGUUCCGAUUGACGAAGCGACGCUGGAAUUGUUGUUUGUCAAACCGGUUGCGAAAAUCGAAGACAACGAAGGAAAAACGCCCCUCGACUUUUUACUGGAAAACCCAGCUUGCGUUAUCCGGGAACCCUCCAAACUGCGCAAGGACGACAGACAGAACUCGGGAAUGGUCUUUCAGGACUUUUUUGACGCCUCSGUAGAGCGGCCACGAAACCGAUCGGAGGCCCGCGACUUUCUCGCCAGGUUCCAGAAGUUUCCGCCCUGGCUGAGACGCCAGGCAUGCGCGGCCAGGUUYGUCCAAGAUAUUUUGGUCGAAGAAAUUGCGUCACCGUUCACCACGUUUCGAAUACUGGGGUCGGGAAUUGUCUUGGCGUUGUUGUUGGUCGCCCUGCGCCGGAUGUUGCACAUGGAUCCAGAUUACACGCUCUUGAUUUAUUACCUGGCUUCGUAUCACCUCKUAAUGCAACUUAUUCAGUGGGGAAUAGCAAUACACAUGGGGGAAUKUUUUCGAUUGUGCCUUUCAAAUAUCUGGAGAUGGUUUGACCUGGCAACAGUUGCUCUUUCGAUUUCUUGCGCCUUGUAUGUCUCUCGAGAAAUUAUUGACACCGACGACGGUAUCGGUGUUUUCUUUCCGAGGUUGGGGGCUUCUGCGACGAUAGCUUGYUGGUUGAGUCUUGUGGGAUAUUUUAUGGAGUGGUCCUGCGGACUAGCUGUGUUCAUAGGGUCGGCGACGCAACUACUUUCGGUAUUGUUCUGGCCAUUGUUUCUUGCUGCUAUUGGAUUCCUUGCAACGUCACAAGUUUURUUCACCUUGGAAGACUGCUCCGAUGGGGGAAACUGCAGUCUUUUGGAGUAUUAUACCUUGAUUUACCGGACAAUUCUUGGCCAGCCUGUUUUGACCGACUCAGACUACGACCUUUCACCCGKCACUUCGACGUUGCUUGUUAUAUUUUCGAUUUUAUGCAUAUGGUGGAUACUCUCUAUCAUUGCUAUGGUCGUAACAGAAGCAGGGCGACUGGAUCGUCGACAACUUGCUUUGGCAUGGUACUGGGAGCCGAAAGUGGCRCUCACGGUGAUGACAUCUGCUGCUACUACAAACAAGAACGAGAAAACCAGAUAUCAUCCAUCGCUUGUGGAAAACUACUGCGAUUUGUCGGAAAAGUAYUGGCAUAUCUUUGAGUCGGCUCUUCGCGGGGAAARAAGCGACGUGCAUUGGGAUGCACUUUGCUUUCGGUCGACCACAAUGCUUUUCUUGACGGGGUUCAUGGCGCUGUUUUUGCUUCCGAUWUGGUUUUUCUUGGGAUUGGUKUCUUUGGGACUGUUGUGGCCACCGCAAAUUCGUCGAUGGGUCUUUUGUCCCCGCCCCGCAAGCAGCACAAUAUUUAACAGGGGAAGUCGUGCUUACGCACCCAACGAGGAGGAUCCGACCAGGACGAAAGUCUCGCAGCUUCGCACCGACGUGAUGCAUUUCAAGGCCACUACCUAUGAUCAAAACGAUCGAAUYCAAAAAGAUCUCGCAGUGAUCAAAGACAUUAUCUUUCGAGCAUCGAUGGAUGGAGAGGAAAGACCGGAGUAGAAAGAAGGUGAAGAGGGCGUGUCGAGCAUCGAUCUUCGCAAGAGGUUAUCAUGAACGCACACCUUUUUUCUUCAUAAAUAAUACUGUAAAUGUGAU